GUUUCGGCGAUUGCAUUUUCAGGUAAGAAAAAAAAAUCAUCCAAGAAGAAGAGCAGUAGUGCUUUUGAAAUCUUGACUGAUGGGACAGAGCCACAAAGUGAAGUUACAGAUAUGGUUGAAUCUGAACAACCAAGUUUAGGAACUAGAAAUGUCGAAGCUGAUGAUUCUAAAACAAACAACAAGAGUGAAGAGAUUACAGAAACUUCAAAGAAUAAGAAGAAGAAGAAGAAGAAUAAGAGUGGAAGGACUGUGCAAGAGGAGGAUGACUUGGAUAAAAUUCUUGCAGAACUUGGUGAGGGGCCUACUGAAUUGAAACCCGCCGCACCUCCUCCCCCAGAGGAGAAUGUUCACGUUCAGCCUGAAACCGUUAUUCCUGCCGAUGCCAGAGGUGAGAAGGAAGGUGAGGAAGAAGGUGUGGAGACUGCAGCAGCAAAGAAGAAGAAAAAGAAGAAGGAAAAGGAAAAGGAAAAGAAGGCAGCAGCUGCUGCUGCUGCUACAGCAGCAGCUACAGCUUCAGCAGAUGUUAAGGAAGAAAGUCAAGAGGAAAUGAAAAUUGAGACCUCUGAUACCAAAAAGAAAGAUUCUAAGAGUAAAGCUGCUGACAAGAAACUGCCAAAGCACGUUAGGGAGAUGCAAGAGGCACUUGCUAGGAGAAAAGAAGCAGAAGAGAGGAAGAAAAAGGAAGAAGAGGAGAGGUUGAGGAAGGAAGAGGAAGAGCGACGUCGGCAAGAAGAGCUAGAGCGGCAAGCAGAAGAGGCUAGGCGUAGGAAAAAAGAAAGGGAAAAGGAGAAGCUCUUAAAGAAGAAGCAGGAAGGUAAACUAUUAACUGGGAAGCAAAAGGAAGAAGCCCGUCGCCUUGAGGCCAUGAGGAAUCAGAUAUUGGGCAAUAAAGGAGGCUUGCCUCUGCCUAGUGCAGACAAAGAUAGUGCACCUACAAAACGACCUAUAUAUCAAUCAAAGAGGUCUAAGACAGCUCAUCAUCAUGCAAAUGGUCCUGCCUUUAGUAAGCCUGAGGAAAAGGUACAAGCAAAGGAAAAACAGCAAGAAGAGCAGGAGACCAAGGAUGAGUUGAAUACCCUGGAAGAUGAGAAGGUUGAUGAGGUGGAAUCAAAUAACACAGAAGAGAAAUCUGUAGUUGCAGAUGCUGCUGAAGAGAGUGGAAUGGAAGAAGAGGAUGAUGAUGAUGGUGAAUGGGAUGAAAAAAGCUGGGAUGAUGUUACUCUUAAUGUUAAGGGUGCCUUUGAUGAUGAGGAGGCUGAUUCCGAGCCUAAGCCUAUGGUACUGAAAGAUAUAAAGAGUGCUGCAUCAGCUUCACGCAAUGCAGCCCCUGCUGCAGUCACCAAGCCGACAGUUGAGGCCAAGAAAGCCACUGCUUCCCGAUCAAUUAAAUCUCAAGAUGAUGAAAGUAAGAAAGGACAUCCUGACGUUGAAGCUCAAGACAAAAAUAUGAAAAAAAAUACUGGUGUGAAAAAUAAAGCACCCAGAUUAGAUGCUCCUUCUAAACAGACUGAAGAAAACCUCCGUUCCCCAAUUUGCUGCAUUAUGGGCCAUGUUGACACUGGUAAAACAAAGCUUCUGGAUUGCAUCCGAGGCACUAAUGUUCAGGAAGGUGAGGCUGGUGGUAUUACUCAACAGAUUGGCGCCACAUAUUUUCCUGCUGAGAACAUACGGGAGAGAACCAGGGAAUUGAAAGCUGAUGCCAAAUUGAAGGUUGCAGGCCUGUUGGUUAUUGAUACCCCUGGUCAUGAAUCUUUUACAAAUCUUCGGUCAAGGGGAUCAGGUUUAUGUGAUAUUGCCAUUUUGGUUGUUGACAUUAUGCAUGGAUUAGAGCCACAGACGAUAGAAUCACUCAAUCUUUUGAAAAUGAGGAACACUGAGUUUAUCGUUGCAUUGAAUAAGGUGGACAGACUUUAUGGCUGGAAAGUUCUACGCAAUGCACCAAUUUUGAAGUCACUUAAGCAACAAUCUAAAGAUGUGCAAAAUGAAUUCAAUAUGAGACUUACACAUAUUAUAACUCAGUUCAAGGAGCAAGGAUUGAAUACUGAAUUGUACUAUAAAAAUCGGGAAAUGGGUGAAACUUUCAGCAUUGUUCCUACAAGUGCAAUCACUGGAGAAGGCAUCCCGGAUUUGUUAUUAUUACUGGUCCAAUGGGCACAGAAAACAAUGGUUGAAAAACUUACAUUCAAUGAUGAAGUGCAGUGUACUGUCUUGGAGGUGAAGGUUAUUGAAGGCCUUGGGACAACUAUCGACGUUGUGUUGGUUAAUGGUAUUCUUCAUGAAGGAGAUCAAAUUGUUGUUUGUGGCUUGCAGGGGCCUAUUGUUACCACUGUAAGAGCAUUAUUGACACCCCACCCAAUGAAGGAACUCCGAGUCAAGGGAACAUACAUGCAGCACAAGGAGAUCAAGGCAGCAAUGGGUAUCAAGAUCGCUGCACAGAACCUUGAGCAUGCUAUUGCCGGCACUGGUCUCUAUGUUGUAGGGCCUGAUGAUGAUUUGGAAGAUGUCAAAGAAGCAGUAAGGGAGGAUAUGCAGUCAGUCAUGAAUAGGAUUGACAAAAGCGGGGAAGGGGUUUAUGUACAAGCAUCCACCCUUGGCUCUUUGGAAGCAUUGCUGGAAUUUCUGAAAACUCCAGAAGUAAAUAUUCCUGUUAGUGGUAUAGGCAUAGGCCCUGUACACAAAAAAGAUGUAAUGAAGGCCAGUGUAAUGCUUGAGAAGAAAAACGAGUAUGCUACCAUAUUGGCUUUUGAUGUCAAGGUGACACCAGAGGCUCGAGAACUAGCAGAUGAACUGGGUGUGAGGAUUUUCAUUGCUGAUAUUAUUUAUCACUUAUUUGACCAAUUCAAAGCAUAUAUUGAUGGUCUGAAAGAGGAGAGGAAGAAGGAAGCAGCAGAUGAAGCAGUCUUCCCUUGUGUUCUGAAGAUUUUACCUAACUGCAUUUUCAACAAGAAGGAUCCCAUUGUCUUGGGGGUUGAUAUCCUGGAAGGCAUUGCAAGGGUUGGCACUCCAAUUUGUAUUCCUCAAAGGGAAUUCAUUGACAUUGGCCGAAUUGCUUCAAUUGAAAAUAACCAUAGACCUGUUGAAGUUGCCAAGAAAGGCCAGAAGGUGGCCAUUAAGAUUGUUGGAUCCAGUCCUGAGGAGCAGCAGAAAAUGUAUGGGAGGCAUUUUGAGCUUGAGGAUGAGCUUGUUAGUCACAUUUCGAGGAGGUCAAUUGAUGUUCUCAAAGCUAAUUAUAGGGAUGAUCUGACCCUUGAGGAGUGGAAGUUGGUUCAGAGACUGAAGAUUCUUUUCAAAAUACCAUGAGCAUGAUAUGAAUCGACUUUGAGCAGUUGCCUUCUAAGCAGUACUUCCAAGGGGUGGUCGGUUGUAAAUUUCUGAGAUUUGGCUUGAGAGGAUAAGUUUAAUAUCGAAAUACCAUGCCAAUCAAAUUUUAAGGUCGAUUUUUCACUCUGGGGGGAUUCUCACGUAAAGUUUUGAACGAGGAGUCGCUUCAUUAAGUGCACUGCUGUGAAUGGUCACUGUCCCUGGUAAACUGUUACUGCGGUGGUGUACGAGUGUUGUAUCUUCCAGCACUCAAUGGUUCAAAGCAGAGGGUAAAAUGUGUUGAAGUGUCCACAACUUACCUGCUGCUUUCUUUGUUAAAAGAAAUUUUGUCUGAUACCAAUGAGAUGAGAAAUAAGGCAAACAAACAUUCAUUUGUUGUAGUUGUUUUCAGUCACAGCAUAUAAAAUGAUUGCAUCAGAAAUUUAUACCCUCUUCUUCUAA
This is a messenger RNA of Theobroma umbraticum, 3762 nucleotides long. Its product is annotated as eukaryotic translation initiation factor 5B-like. Gene Ontology annotation, molecular function: GTPase activity; GTP binding; translation initiation factor activity. Gene Ontology annotation, biological process: translational initiation. NCBI's taxonomy places the organism in Eukaryota, Viridiplantae, Streptophyta, Magnoliopsida, Malvales, Malvaceae. Gene Ontology annotation, cellular component: mitochondrion; cytoplasm. The record is from RefSeq and is a predicted model, not a curated record.